CAAUCAGAAGCAAGGAUACCGGAGAAGGGGAGGGCCGAUCGCUGCUCUAAGUUAAUGAUUUGCAGGAAGGUAACUAGUGGUUCCAAGAUGGCGGCCCCUUCAGCGUCUCAACCGGAGUUAAACCUGUGCGAGUCCCCGGUCCCGGCUUCCAUGUUCUCCCCGGAGCCUGACGCCGAGGAUUCGGACUGCAGUCUGGACGGGGAGCCCCUGAGGAACGGAGAGGCAGAGAUAGACUUGACCAGCAAACAUGUCUUGGUGAGCCCCAGUGCAGAGCAGUAUGACAGUCUUCUACAUCAGCUGCGGGAUCGCAUGGAUGAGGGACGUGGAGAGACAAUAUAUGUUGUUGGGCAAGGAUCCGAUGGGACAGAAUAUGGCCUAAAUGAGGCAGACAUGGAGGCGUCUGCCGCUACCGUUACCAGCAUGGCAGAGCACAUUGGUGCUGACGUGAUUCUGUUGCGGGAGCACCAAGAGGCUGGUGGUAAAGUUCGUGACUACCUGGUGCGCAAAUGUGUGGGAAAUAAUGACUUCUUAGAAGUAAGGGUAGCUGUAGUUGGUAAUGUGGAUGCUGGGAAAAGCACUCUGUUGGGAGUCCUGACUCACGGAGAGCUAGACAAUGGCCGUGGCUUUGCCAGACAGAAACUCUUUCGCCACAAGCAUGAAAUAGAGUCCGGCCGCACCAGCAGUGUUGGCAAUGACAUUCUAGGCUUCGAUAGUCAUGGUCAUGUUGUCAAUAAACCUGACAGUCAUGGUGGCAGUUUGGAGUGGACAAAAAUAUGUGAGAAAUCUUCAAAGAUAAUUACCUUCAUUGACCUGGCUGGUCAUGAAAAAUACUUGAAGACCACGGUGUUUGGAAUGACUGGUCAUCUUCCAGACUUCUGCAUGCUUAUGGUUGGCAGUAAUGCUGGUAUAGUAGGCAUGACUAAAGAACACCUGGGUCUGGCUUUGGCAUUAAACGUCCCAGUCUUUGUGGUGGUAACAAAGAUUGACAUGUGUCCAGCAAACAUAUUACAAGAGACUCUGAAGCUGCUGCAGAGACUACUUAAAUCUCCUGGUUGCAGGAAGAUCCCGGUCUUGGUACAAAACAAAGAUGACGUUAUUGUCACUGCUUCCAACUUCAGCUCAGAAAGGAUGUGUCCAAUAUUUCAGAUCUCAAACGUAACCGGGGAGAACAUGGAUCUUUUGAAGAUGUUCCUUAACUUGCUGUCACCACGCAGCAGCUCUAGAGAGGAAGAACCUGCAGAGUUUCAGAUUGAUGAUACUUAUUCAGUACCAGGUGUCGGCACUGUGGUUUCUGGAACCACAUUAAGAGGCCUGAUUAAGCUAAAUGACCUUCUGCUGCUAGGACCAGACCCACUAGGUAGUUUUACUUCAAUUGCAGUGAAAUCCAUACAUCGCAAACGAAUGCCCGUUAAAGAAGUGCGAGGUGGCCAGACUGCAUCCUUUGCAUUGAAGAAGAUUAAGCGUUCCUCGAUCAGGAAGGGCAUGGUAAUGGUUUCCCCACGUCUAAACCCUCAGGCGUCCUGGGAGUUUGAAGCAGAGAUAUUGGUGCUACAUCACCCGACCACAAUCAGCCCUCGAUACCAAGCAAUGGUACACUGUGGUAGUAUUCGUCAGACCGCCACCAUUCUGAGUAUGAGCCGUGACUGCUUGCGCACUGGCGAUAAAGCUACAGUUCACUUUAGAUUCAUCAAGACGCCAGAGUACUUACACAUAGACCAGAGGCUGGUUUUCAGAGAGGGCCGAACCAAAGCUGUGGGCACAAUAACUAAGUUGUUACAAAGCACAAACAACUUGCCCAUGAACUCCAAGCCACUGCAAGUAAAGAUGCAGUCCACCAAAAAGAGUAUGCUUGGAAAAAGAGAGGAAGUAAGCUCGGGGACAGCCGUAUUGGAUGAAGGCUCUGGUGUAACCUCAGGAACCACACCAUUGCAAGGACAGCCGAAAACUGGAGGAGGUGGCAGACGCCGUGGUGGACAGAGGCAUAAAGUAAAGUCUCAGGGGACAUGUGGGGUGUCGGCUGGGGGUUGCUAAACUUGACCGCUCAACAUAUUUAACCUUCCAACUGCUUCAGCAUACCCCACACCACAAUUAAUGGAGAGAAGCAUCACACUCCCAGCUCUCUAGUAUCACCACUCCCCACCAGGCUCCUCGGUUUACCAUCGAUCUAUGCUCCAUCUGGUGUUACCACAUCCAUACCCAAGGAUUAUGGUUUUGCAUCCUGAAUUGCUGUUGGGUAACCUCCAGGAGGACAAUGAACAAAUAAAGCUCACCCUCAGCAGGAUUGCAUCAGCGGUUCCCCUAAGAACUGAUGGACUUUAAUAAAAGGUCUUGACUUGCCUUGCCUUGUUUUUCUGUUAUUUGAGAAGCAGGUUUAACAGCUGCAGAGUACUGGAGGACCUGUAUAACGGCACAGUGGGAGUUUGUAUCCAGUUCUAGAAGCAUAUAGACCUUUUUAUUCCUUCAUGCAAAGAUACAAAGUAUAAAAUGUCCAUUUCCUAUCAUUUCAUGCAAUAGACUUUCAACACCGUAUUUAACACCAUUUUGACGAUUUUUUGGUUUAUUUUUAAACAUUUUAACUUAAGUUUGCAAUGUUAUGGAAUUGUACAUUAUUGUAUUCAUCUUGACUUCAGUUAGUGAUCCUACUGAAAUAGCUGAGUUUGAUGUUAAGGUUUUUAUUUUAUUUAUUUUUACUUUGGGUUCCCAUUGGUGGAUAUGUCUCGAGAGGAUUGUACGUCAGACACAUUUUAAUGACCCAUGGCAGUUUGUUUUGAUACAGUACUUGCUGCCCAUCUGUUAUGAGACUUCUAUAGAAUUUUUAAGCUUUUUUUUUUUUAUUCAUUUUUUUUUCUGUUCUGGUGUUUGUUUGUUUUUUUUUUGCAUAUGUGUCAGAUUACAUUUGUUACUUUCCAGACAGAAUGCAGACUUAAGCAGAACUUGGAUACUCUAUCCCAGUGCCUAAAUUUAUAUGCAGUUCAAGUGACAACAAUUUAAACAUUGCACUGUCACAAACACAAGUAAGUUCUUUCUUGGUGCCAAGCUUUCAUUUGACAUAGUGCAAAAAGUGUAUAAGUCUAGGCAUAGGGAUUAAUGUACUCUAAACCUAUACCAAUUAAACUGUACUUUACUCGCAUUUGCAUUCUGUCUGAAGCCUAGGCUGUAAUCUUCAUAAAUGUUGCAUCCUGACCAAGUCUAUAAAGUGGUUGCUUUAGAGACACUUAUUUUCUGUGAUCUGGCUUAUUUGACACAGAACAGACUAGUUUUAUUUUGUGCACAGAAUACAGACAUUAACUGUGCCACUCUCUCCAUUGAAUGUUUUAAUUUGUUAAUGUUUGCACCUUCAGCGCAAGAUAAAUCUGGCUGCUUGGUUAAUAUGCUUUAGAAGAUUUUUAAUUUUGAGAUCUGAAAGUUACUUUUUGUUUGCAUCAUACUUCAUUAUUUUAUCGUUAUGUAUUCACUUGAUUACCUAUAUCAUUUUAAAGGACAGUGGGAUAUGUUCUGUCCACUUGUUGGCUAUAUUACUUUCCUCUCCCAGUCAUGAUACAACUUGUCUGUUAUGAAGAUAUAUCCAUUUAAAAUUGUGUGAAAAUAAAUGGUAGAUAAAAUAGAAACUUUUCAUCUUGCUGCUCAGCACAGAAUAAUUUUGCAUUUGACUGUUCUGUGGUCAUUAAAAGAAAUUAAUUUAA
Molecule: messenger RNA, 3683 nt
Organism: Pseudophryne corroboree (corroboree frog)
Lineage: Eukaryota; Metazoa; Chordata; Amphibia; Anura; Myobatrachidae
Gene: GTPBP1
Product: GTP binding protein 1
Exons: 12
Coding region: 55-2031 (658 amino acids)
Biological process (GO): translational elongation
Molecular function (GO): translation elongation factor activity; GTP binding; GTPase activity
Source: RefSeq, a predicted model, not a curated record